This is a messenger RNA of Penicillium longicatenatum, 2754 nucleotides long. RefSeq lists its product as uncharacterized. The coding region runs from base 1 to 2754 and encodes 917 amino acids. The record is from RefSeq and is a predicted model, not a curated record. Gene Ontology annotation, biological process: carbohydrate metabolic process. The transcript has a single exon. Lineage: Eukaryota; Fungi; Ascomycota; Eurotiomycetes; Eurotiales; Aspergillaceae.
AUGUUGAAAUUUGGUCGCUGUGGAAUCCACGGUUUCGAUGAGGUGCUAGGAAUUGACAGCGAUGAGAUCCGCUUCUUUUGGACACUGGAAACAGAUGAUCGCCACGCCAUCCAAACUGCCUACCGCGUGGUGCUGAGCUCGGACCCUGCAGCUCUUGAAGAUGAAUCUCUGAAUUUGUCUCAACUUGCAUGGGACUCAGGGCGCGUGGAAAGCGCCGAGCAGAGGAACAUCAUUUGCAAGCCAGAAAAUAGCUUCAAUUCGACUUGCAGCUACUACUGGCGGGUGACUAUGUGGACCCAGAGCAACGAUGCUCACCACAGUCCCGUCCAUCACUUUUUCACGGGCUAUCCACGUUCUCGACUUUUGCCUCCUUACAGCAUGAACCAGACAUACAUGCCGCAUACAAGUCUCAUCUUCCGAACAUGGUUUGAGGAUGAGGCAAAUCGGUGGAAGGCUGUUUGGAUUGGUGAUGGAGGUGAUAAGCCUAUUUACCUCCGGAAGCCAUUCCAGCUACCACGAGCACCUACGCGUGCGAUUUUGUUCGCCUCCGGUUUGGGCCAUUUCAACAUGACCAUGAACGGUCAGCCGACUUCGAAUCAUCGUUUGGAUCCUGGGUGGACCAAUUACCACCGACGUGUUCAAUUCACCUCUUAUGAUGUCACUGACCGUAUCCAGGCAGGAGAAAACGUUCUUGGGGCUCAUGUUGGUAACGGAUUCUAUGCUGGUGAUAAAGGAGGUGAUGAUCGAUUCUUUUGGCCAAUGUACGAGGACAACACAUAUGUGAGAUAUGGAAACGAGCUCUGCUUCUUCUGUGAACUUCAUCUUUUCUUCGAAGAUGGCACACAUGAGACUCUGAUCUCUGAUCCUACAUGGUCUGUGCGAAAGAGUGCUACUACCUUGGCCAAUAUCUAUGCUUCGGAGAAUCAUGACCGACGACUUUACCCGAACGGCUGGGACUCUCCUGGUUUUGAUGGCGGUGAUUGGAGUCCGGCUAAACCUCUUACCGGGCCUCGAGGCCACAUAUUCUACCAAACACAACCUCCUGUUGUACUGCAUGAGACUUUCGAGCCAGUCAAGACAUACAGCCCUCGGCCAGGAACUAUUUGCUAUGACCUGGGGCAAAAUGCUUCAACCAUGGUCCAAGUCAUUGUCGAAGGCUCCGCUGGGUCUGAAAUUAUUGUUCGGUACUCCGAAACCGUGAAUGACGAAGGUACUGUCCUAAUGCCAGACCCUCUUUUCAAAGAGUUCGAAACCGGUGUUUUCUCCAAAAUAUACCUAGCGGGCACAGGUGAACCGGAGAUGUGGGAGCCAGACUUCAGCUUUACAAGCGCUCGGUACAUUCAAAUUGAAGGUGUAUCUCUCACCCCAGGUGAGGGUCUCCCUGUCAUCCAUUCUGUUGUCGGUCGUCAUAUCUCUUCCGCCGCCAGGAAGCUUGGCACUAUGAAGACAGAUAAAGAGGAUGUCAAUGCUCUCCUCAAUGCUCUCCACUGGAGUUUCAGCAGCAAUCUCUUCAGCUACCAUACCGACUGUCCGCAGAUCGAGAAGUUCGGUUGGCUGGAGGUGACACAUUUGCUCGCGCCAGCCACACAGUACACCCGUGAUAUGGAAUCACUUUACACCAAGAUUCUCGAUGAUAUUCUUGAUGCGCAAGAGCCAAAUGGCCUUGUUCCCACCAUGGCUCCUGAGAUUCGGUACAUGUGUGGCCCUCUCCACGAUACCAUCACCUGGGGCUGUGCUGUGUGUCUUCUUCCAGACAUUCUACGACGAUACUACGGAUCCACACAUGUCAUCGCCAAGGUAUACCCAGCUGCCGUACAAUACAUGGAGUAUAUGCGCACGAAAGAGCGGAAGGGUGGACUUAUCGAGCAUGGCCUUGGGGACUGGGGCCGCGAUAUUGCCUUUGGAAACCAUCAAGCCAACAUCGAGACCGCCAUCUACUUCCAAUGUCUGCAAUGCGUUGAAAUGAUGGCUCGCGAGCUUGGAAAGCUUGACGAGGAAGAAAAGUUCAAGCAGUGGGCCCAACGCAUCUAUGAUGUUUACAACCAACACCUGCUUGUUACCGAUGAUCUAUCACGUCCUUAUGCAUAUUACACCUCCCUAGACAACUUUCCUCAACGAGAUCGUACAGCCAUCGCCCAGGCAAUGGCUCUUCAGAUCGGCUUGGUUCCGGAAGAACAUAAAAAGGAUGUGAUGGCCGCAUUCCUGGAUGAUGUCUCAGACGGCAAAAUCCGCGCUGGUGAAAUCGGACUUCGAUAUCUCUUCAACACGCUAUCCGAUGCUAAACGACCGGACCUGGUACUACAAAUGGCUCGACAAGAGGAGCAUCCCUCGUACAUGCGCUUCCUCCGCCGAGGCGAGACCACACUCCUGGAAUUCUGGCAAGAUGAGUGCCGGAGUAAAUGUCAUGAUAUGCUGGGCACGAUUUACGAGUGGUUCUAUACAUCCGUGCUUGGUUUGAAGGUGAUUGAGGAUGGAUACCGGUCAUUCGAGAUUGAUCCGCCCUACGGCGCUGAGUUCGGACAUGUGAAUGGAACGGUUGAUUGCCCGUACGGGUUGAUCGACAUUGAUUUCCGGCAGGAGAAAGAUAGCGUGGUUUUGAAUGUUGUCGUUCCUUUUGGAACGACCGCUCGGGUGAGGCUUCCUGGUGCUAUGAAGUCUUACAAUGUGGAGCGGGCUGGGUCGUCCAUUGAAGCAGAUGGAGAGACUCAUUUCACUGUUGGACAUGGGUCAUACAUUGUGAAGAUUCAGUUGUAA